Molecule: messenger RNA, 2841 nt
Organism: Toxotes jaculatrix (banded archerfish)
Lineage: Eukaryota; Metazoa; Chordata; Actinopteri; Toxotidae
Product: potassium voltage-gated channel subfamily A member 7
Exons: 3
Coding region: 334-1926 (530 amino acids)
Biological process (GO): protein homooligomerization; potassium ion transmembrane transport
Cellular component (GO): voltage-gated potassium channel complex; membrane
Molecular function (GO): delayed rectifier potassium channel activity; protein binding
Source: RefSeq, a predicted model, not a curated record
GAGGGACAGGACAAGAUCGUGGAUGUUCCCUGAGCAAACAACUGGAAGCACAGGUUGUGUGCAAACUGGUCAAACAGUUGACCUGUGUGUGAGUGUCGAUUGAAGGUAGACAGCCAAACGAGGACUUUGUGUGUAUGACAGAUGGACAUGACAACAGAGAGAAAGAUGGACAACCUGAUGAGCCACAGGAGACGAACAAUGUGAUUUUUCAUCCGGCCAUUAGUGUCUGUCAGCAGCUGUUUUACAUUUAACAGGUUUGCUUAAGUCCAGUUGUUCUCCGAAUUCUCAGGAGAGUGGUUCGCCGCGUUCCCUGGUCUGGGGAUACUGAAAGGGAUGGACAGCAGUGACCCACAGGAUGACGAAAGAGGAGACAGAAGGAAAGAGAGUGACGGAGAGAAAGAUAAACAGCUGAAGAACCAGCUCAACAGUGAAGAAAAAGGAGAGAAGGAGAUCAAAGGAAAUGAGAAGGAGAAGAAGAAAGAGAGCCGGCGUUCUGGGUCUCUGUGGAGGAGCGGAUGGGCAUUGAGUGAAAGACUCGCCAUCAAUGUCUCAGGGAUGCGUUAUGAAACUCAGCUUCGCACCUUAGCCCAGUUCCCUGACUCCUUGCUUGGUGACCCCAGGCGGAGGUCACGGUACUUUGACCCGCUUCGAAAUGAGCUCUUCCUGGACCGCAAUCGGGCCUGCUUUGAUGCCAUUCUGUAUUUUUACCAGUCAGGUGGGAGGCUUCGGAGGCCAGCAAACAUACCCCUGGACAUCUUCAUGGAUGAGCUGAUGUUCUACGAGCUGGGAGAGGACAUCAUGAACCGCUUCAAGGAGGACGAAGGUUUUCCAAAAGAGGAGGAGAGGCCGCUGCCGUCCAACGAAAUCCAGAGAAGACUGUGGAUGCUCUUUGAGCACCCUGAGUCCUCAUCGGGGGCACGUAUUAUAGCUAUCAUCAGUGUCAUGGUCAUUGUGGUGUCCAUCCUCAUCUUCUGCCUGGAGACACUGCCUGACUUCAGGAUUGAGAAAGAAACACGAGAGGAGAAUUUUUACAAGUACCACUCCCAGGCAAAGAAUAUAUCUGAGAACAUGCCUCCUCCACACAGUGUUUUUCAUGACCCCUUCUUCUUGGUGGAGACCAUGUGUAUAUGCUGGUUCUCCUUCGAGCUCCUCAUGCGCUUUGCUUGCGCUCCCAGCAAGACGCACUUCUUCAAGGAUGUCAUGAACAUCAUCGAUUUCAGUGCCAUCCUGCCCUAUUUUGUCACUCUGGGAACAGAGCUGGCCAAGGACAAUGACGCCAGUCCGGCAACUUCCUUGGCCAUCAUCAGGGUCAUCAGGUUGGUGAGGGUGUUCAGGAUCUUCAAAUUGUCUCGCCACUCUAAGGGCCUCCAGAUCCUUGGUCAGACACUGAGGGCCAGCAUGCGUGAGCUGGGCCUACUUAUCUUCUUCCUCUUUAUUGGCGUCAUCCUCUUCUCCAGCGCCAUCUACUUUGCUGAGGCUGACCACACCAACACGGCUUUCAUCAGUAUACCACACGCCUUCUGGUGGGCAGUUGUCACCAUGACCACAGUGGGCUAUGGCGACAUGUAUCCACAAACAGUGUGGGGUAAGCUGGUGGGCUCAAUGUGCGCCAUUGCUGGCGUGCUUACCAUCUCACUGCCAGUGCCUGUCAUAGUAUCCAAUUUCAGCUACUUCUACCAUCGGGAGACUGAAUGUGAGGAUGAAACCGUGUACAACCAUGUCCAGACAACACUGUGGGAGGACGAGGAGCCGGAAGGGGAGGAAACAGAUGAAGGGGAUAGGGAUCCAGAGGGAGAUUAUUAUGCCAUCGAAGGCAUCUGUAACCCCCUGAAUGGGACUCUGCUGAGUGGACUGUGCACAGGGCAGGACGCAGAGUUCAGAGGGGGAAAUACGUAUCUGAGGGAACCACUGGUCACCCAAGUUUAGAGAAGGUGAGUGUGUUUUGAGCACUUGUUGAGACAUAAUUGGAAGAGACUUAAAAGGAAAAAGGGAAUAAAAAAGCAAAAGCCCAAGUGAGUAAAGAUAAGCUCAUAGAUCAGCAGUACAGGUCCUGAAGAGAGAAACUCACAAAAAGAAAAUGACAAACAGAAGCUGACGAAUUAUGUUAAACUAUAACUUAUAUAACACUAAUAUACCUACUAAUAACCUUUAUUGCCUUUUCUUGUUCAUUUAUAGUUAUUUAAUGUGGCACCAACCAGCUAAAUGUCACUGAAAAGCAACUUUUGUAUAAUAUACUGUAGCUUCAGAAAAGCAAGAGUGAGUAAGUUUUACAUUCUCAGGGUCAUGAUAUAAAUAUAAUAUGAGCUGUUUUAUUUAUUAAUGCUAUCAGCUUGUGUUUGAGAUGAAAAUAAAUUUCUAAAUGUCCGUGCCUUGAAACUGUGAUGUCUUAGUACUGUCACUUUGUGCCUUAAUGUUUGGAGUGGAAGCAGAUAGAUUAUUGGUGAUAUAGAUGUCAUGUCUCAUCAAAACUCAACACCUGCAGAGCUGUCACUGCAGACAGACUGAGAUCUCUCGUAAACCAACCCCACAUUCUCAACAUUCUUCUGUAAGUUAUGUACAAAGUUCACAGUUGUGUAGUUUUGGCUUAAGUGACCUGAAGCGACUGACGUGACCUUUAUGAUGCUGUAAUACAACACUUGUAACACUUGCUUAAUGAUGCAGUGUUAUCUACGGUAUUUAUGUUAAAAAGGACAUUUUUGAUUGCUAUGGCAGAAAUUCUAUAUUUAUCUGCUUAAUUAUGCACUCAGUGUUUUUAAUAAAGAUUAUAUUUUAUUAAUUUUCUUUUUAAAAAAGCGUUAUUUAUUUAUGGCCUGUGGUAUGGAGUAAUUAUUUAAUAAUUAA